CAUUGAGAUGAAUUGUUUAGUUCUAUAUUGACUCUAGUCGCAUUCACAUUCAGUUGAACUUUCUCGGAUACAGAGAACAUUCCAUAAACAAGCGAAUUGAAUCAAAUUCCAAAACAUUUCUCCGGUUUAAAAAAAAACGCAAUGAAACGUCAUCGUUUGAACAUCAAGAAUAUUUCAGUGGCCGUUGUAAUACUUCUGGCCAUAUAUUUGGUAUUUUCAAGUGGUUAUCACGACUACAAAUCGGAUGGCAUUAUCAAAAAUACCAGACCGGAAGAUGUUUGGAAUUAUGUGGCCGAUUUCAGUAAAAUGAGACUUUUGAAUCCAUCCAUUUUGAAUUUCAAAAUAUUAUCGGAUGGCGGCAAUACACAUGAUUUUCGUUAUACCGUUGAGUACACUGAACGUCUGAACCACUGGCCAUAUUGGCUGAAUACUGCAAGAGCCAAUUUCAAAGUUGUGAAAUCGAUGCCGAAUAUUGAACCACAAAUUUAUUCGAUUGAAUCUCAACACGAGACGUGUUUUUUCAAAGGCCUUUAUUGCCUUCAUGCGGAUAGUGAAGCCAGUUUCGUGGCACGUGAUAACGAUACUUACUGCACGGAAAAAAUACGUUACGAAUGUCCGCCUUUCUUAGGAGCAGCCUGCAAACGAGAACUGGAAUUUCAACGGAAGGCAGUUAUUCAUAAUUUGACAGUUAUAUUCAACCGAAAACAUUAAAGUCGCUUGGUAUUUUUUUUUUUUUUUUGAUAUUUUUAUAGAUUUAUUUAAAUUCAACCAAAUAGUAACUCUAAAACAUUCUAAAAACUAGGUUUGUUGUAUUAAUUUCAAAAGUGAACGAACUUAAUAGUUAGAUAUGUAUUAGAAUAGAAUUAUAUACUACAAUAUAGUAUUAAAAGAAAGAAAAAAAGAAUAAAAACAGCGACAUAUAUAACAACAUUUUGCUUUUGGAAAUGUAGUCACAUUGUGUUUGUUUAAAUUAUAUACUUAAUAUGUAAUAAUAAAAUUUGUAUAUGUUUUGUUAAUAAA
Musca domestica (house fly) is the source of this 1020-nucleotide messenger RNA. RefSeq lists its product as uncharacterized. NCBI's taxonomy places the organism in Eukaryota, Metazoa, Arthropoda, Insecta, Diptera, Muscidae. The coding region runs from base 142 to 711 and encodes 189 amino acids. The transcript is spliced from 3 exons. The record is from RefSeq and is a predicted model, not a curated record.